AUGCCUGAUGAAUUGGAGGUCUGUCUCAACCGUACUGAAUUCCAUUUCAGACUUUUCGAAACUGACCAGAAUCAGGAACGGCUGAAAAGCCAUGCACGUGCCUUUGACAGUCUGUUGUCUCUCAUCCCAGCAAACCUCUACUAUGGAGGAGACGUCAGCGAUCAAUGGCAGCGCAAAAAGCAAACCCCAGAGCAAAAGAAGGCGGCGAAAAUGGCCAAAUUGGACCCCGACAAUUGGAAGAGUGCAAAAGACGUGAUGGAAGAGAGGGCUGCCGCUGCCCUAAAGCGAAAACGGACCGACGAUGAAGAAUUACAAGACGACGAGCCCCCAGUAGACGAGACACUUGGGUUAGAGGUACCCAAGGCCCUUCAAGAUGCCGAAGCCGUUGUGUCUAAAAAGCGGAAAAUCGAAGCCAAAACCACGACUGACACCAAUACCAAUACUGCACAACCCAAGGAAGAAUCAGCGGAGGACAAAAAACGUCGCAGAGCCGAGCAGAAGGCGGCGAAAAGGGAACGGAAACGAGACCAGAAAUUAAAAGCCAAAGAGAAGCUGGAAAGACAAAAGGCCAGAAAGGCGGGAGUACAGCCUGGCGAAAGCCCUGCGACUACGGCUACGGCGCCUAGAAAGACCAAGAAAGAAGUACAUCUGAAAGAGCCCAUCAAUCUGGAUGUGGAGGAGCCAAUGCCCGAGACGGCAGCUGAUGACCAUGAAUCAACUGCCUCAUCCGAGGCCGACCAGGCUGAGGAAGUCUUUUCCCCACAACACGAGUCCGCUACAUCAUCCACAUCUUCCAUCCAGCCCGCCACGAUCGACGAGACACUCGAAUCACAACAACCAGAACAAAAGCCUCACCAACAACCACCUCAACAAGCAUCUUCAGACAUCGACGCUGCUCAGCCAACAUCCUCCAACUCCAACCCGUCUCACACAUCCCAGACCCCCCGAGAACGUCUGCAAGCAGCGAUCUCACAACUCCGCGCCUCCCGAAAAGCCGAUGGAGGCGACGGCCGCGUCGCGCCCAAGAACCGCCAGGAACUACUGGAACAGCGCCGCCGCAAAGAAGAAGAGAGGAAAGCAGCGAAGAAAGAACAGAAACGACGAGAAAAGGAAGAAGAAGCCCGGCGCCAGGACGAGGAAAUAGCACGCCGCUUCUCGCCCGGCGGGUCCGGCUCUCUCCUCGCAUCCCCUCGAUCCCCUAUUCUCGGCGACAACGCCUCUGCAUCUGGAUCCGGAUCCAACGCCAACAAUAACUACAACUUCAAUUUCAGCUACGGGCGGAUCGCCUUUGAAGACGGAUCCAAAUUCGACCCCACGACCGCCGAGAUCGUGGAAGAACACAAGAAAAAGGGACCGCGGGACCCUGCGAGCGCGCUCAAAGCCGCAUUGGCCAAGAAGGAGCGUCUGACCAGCUUGGACGAGCAGAAACGCCAGGAAAUCGAGCAGAAGGAUAUGUGGCUCAACGCCAAGAAACGCGCUCAUGGCGAACACGUUCGCGACGACACGAGUCUGUUGAAAAAGGCCCUGAAGAGACAACAGGGCCAGAAGAGGAAGAGCGAGCGCGAGUGGAGUGAGCGCCUGCAGGGUGUGCAGAAGGCACAGGAUGCAAGGCAGAAGAAACGCACCGAGAAUCUGGCCCGGAGGAAGGACGAGAAGAAGUCUUCCGGUGGCGGUGUUAAAAAGGACAAGAAAGUCAAGAGACCUGGCUUUGAAGGCAGUUUCAAGGGCCGGACUGGUGGGAAACGCAAGUCAUGA
Capronia coronata CBS 617.96 is the source of this 1755-nucleotide messenger RNA. RefSeq lists its product as uncharacterized. Bases 1 to 1755 code for a protein of 584 amino acids. Gene Ontology annotation, molecular function: RNA binding; DNA binding. Lineage: Eukaryota; Fungi; Ascomycota; Eurotiomycetes; Chaetothyriales; Herpotrichiellaceae. Gene Ontology annotation, cellular component: nucleolus. Gene Ontology annotation, biological process: ribosomal large subunit biogenesis; ribosomal small subunit biogenesis. The record is from RefSeq and is a predicted model, not a curated record. The transcript has 2 exons.